This is a messenger RNA of Symphalangus syndactylus (siamang), 2603 nucleotides long. RefSeq names its product cysteine protease ATG4D-like. Gene Ontology annotation, molecular function: protein-phosphatidylethanolamide deconjugating activity; cysteine-type endopeptidase activity. The record is from RefSeq and is a predicted model, not a curated record. Gene Ontology annotation, cellular component: cytoplasm. Gene Ontology annotation, biological process: autophagosome assembly; mitophagy; protein delipidation. Lineage: Eukaryota; Metazoa; Chordata; Mammalia; Primates; Hylobatidae.
CGGAGCCAGCGGCCCCGCUCUUGGCUCUUCCGGGGCUGGCCAGAGUGAGCCAGACGAAGUGGACAAGUUCAAGGCCAAGUUCCUGACAGCCUGGAACAACGUCAAGUACGGUCGGGUGGUUAAAAGCCGGACCAGCUUUAGCAAGAUCUCCAGCAUCCAUCUCUGUGGCUGCCGCUACCGUUUCGAGGGCAAGGGUGACAUACAGCGUUUCCAGCGGGACUUUGUGUCCCGCCUGUGGCUCACAUACCGCCGGGACUUCCCGCCCCUUCCUGGGGGCUGCCUGACCUCGGACUGUGGCUUGGGGUGCAUGUUACGCAGCGGCCAGAUGAUGCUGGCACAGGGCCUGCUGCUGCAUUUCCUGCCCAGAGACUGGACAUGGGCCGAGGGCACGGGCCUGGGCCCCCCUGAGCUGUCAGGGUCAGCCUUUCCCAGCUGGUACCAUGGGCCUGCCCGCUGGAUGCCCCCACGCUGGGCCCAGGGUGCCCCUGAGGUGGAGCAGGAACGUCGGCACCGGCAGAUUGUGUCCUGGUUCGCCGACCACCCCAGGGCCCCCUUUGGCCUACACGGGCCGGUGGAGCUUGGACAGAGCUCAGGCAAGAAGGCAGGUGACUGGUAUGGGCCAUCGCUGGUGACACACAUCCUCAGGAAAGCCGUGGAGAGCUGCUCCGAGGUCACCAGCCUGGUGGUGUACGUUUCUCAGGACUGCACAGUGUACAAGGCGGAUGUGGCACGCCUGGUGGCCAGGCCAGACCCCACAGCCGAGUGGAAGUCUGUGGUCAUCCUGGUGCCCGUGCGACUGGGUGGCGAGACUCUCGACCCCGUGUAUGUGCCCUGCAUGAAGGAGCUCCUGUGCUGCCAGCUGUGCUUGGGCAUCAUGGGUGGGAAACCGCGACACUCACUGUACUUCGUUGGCUACCAAGAUGACUUCCUGCCGUACCUAGACCCUCACUACUGCCAGCCCACUGUGGAUGUCAGCCAGGCUGACUUCCCCCUGGAGUCCUUCCACUGCACCUCGCCCCACAAGAUGGCCUUCGCCAAGAUGGACCCAAGCUGUACUGUGGGCUUCUACGCUGGAGACAGGAAGGAGUUUGAGACACUCUGCCCAGAGCUGACCAGGGUCCUCAGCUCCUUCUCAGCCACGGAGCGGUACCCCAUGUUCACCCUGGCCGAGAGCCAUGCUCAGGACCACAGCCUGGACGACUUCUGCUCCCAGCUCUCCCAGCCCACACUCCAGCUCCCUUGCACAGGGCGGCUCCUCAGGGCCAAAUGCCCCAGCUCUGAGGACUUUGUGUUUUUAUAAAGGGACGGGAUGAGGGGAAAGAUGCAACACUAUUUAUUUUUUUAUUUAUGUCAUGUCAGGUGUGGGAUCUUGAGCUCUGGCAGUGAUGAUGGUACUUCCUGUUCUCAGUCCCUCAAGCCCAGCUGCAACCAGUCUGGGGCCAUUCAGCCAGGGACAGAGCCCAUGCGCCUGUCUCCCACCAGUGGGGCCCUCCUGGCAGGGGAGGGAGGGAGGACCUCGGGCACCUCCCUCAGGGCCUGACUCACGUACUGUAGUUUGCACUGGAUGCCCGGGCCCUCCCUGUCCCAAAGCCCCCUUGGGGGAAUUGUGGCUGCUGGGGGCCAAUAAAGCUGUGUGACUUGAAAAAAAAAAAAAAAAAGAAUUUCACUCUAAGCUAUACAAGGUCUUUUUUUAGGCAAUUCCUCUGAGCCACUCCUCUAAGGCCAAAGUCUGCUUCAGGAAGGCUAGGUCGGGACAAGCAGAAAAUGGGACUGCCUCUCAAGGGACAAGGGCCAUCUGAUUCUUCUCUCUUCACUCACUCAAGGCCAAAGGCACCCACCACCACAACCUCCACAGCCCACUUCUUUCUACCCUGUUGGUAGUUUUAUUUCAGGGCCCUCCUCACUCUGACCCUGCUCAGCAUCCUCCUGAACCUUCCUGAAGACUGUUCUGAGCUUCAAAUCUUAGGGACAAGAGGUUAGAGUCUUAGUCCCUUCUUUCUUAGAAGGUAUAGAACUCCUCAUACAAACUGUUGAAGGUUCACCCCAGUACUUUGCUUUCCAAACCAUAUGAGCUGGGAGGCCAAUGAAGUGAUUUCCCUCCCCAACUUAACCCCAGUAGUAACUCAAGUCUUCACCAAAGUAACAUUUGUGGUCUCUACCAAAAGUAGCUGGCCAAUAUUUUAGCACCCAAUUCACCAAGCACUGCUGAGUGUGCAUACGUGGUUUACUCACCUCUAUCAUUCCCUGCUUACAGCUGAGAAAAUCAAGACUCGGAAGUUAAGUAACUUGCCCAAGAUCACUCAACUAGAUUUUGAAACUAAGUUAAUUGAAUUUCACAGCCCAAGCUUGAUCUAGGUGGUGACUCCAUUCUCUAAGCAUCCCUUCUUUGUUUCUUUUAAUGAGGUCACAACAGUUGAAUAAUCGUGAUGAUGGAGCUUCGGAGGCUGCAACUUAGGGUAGCCCUGGCCCUACACCCUGAAAAAGGUUCAUCUGCAUUUUCUUUUUGUAGAGUGAAAGAAGAUGCAAACAAUGAUUCCUAUUUCAAAUUUCUGAUAUGAAAAGAAAUCUCUGGAAUAAAUCCUGCUGCUCUGGUUUUAAAUUAA